This is a messenger RNA of Vigna unguiculata (cowpea), 564 nucleotides long. RefSeq lists its product as uncharacterized. Lineage: Eukaryota; Viridiplantae; Streptophyta; Magnoliopsida; Fabales; Fabaceae. The record is from RefSeq and is a predicted model, not a curated record.
AUGGAUUAUAUGAUUGCAUCAGAAGCUCAAUGGUGGAAGAAUUAUGGGCAUGCAACUCCCAACAUACAAAAGCUAGCAAUCAAGAUUUUAAGCUUGACAUGUAGUUCACCGGGAUGCGAGUGCAAUUGGAGUGUUUUUGAGCAAAUUCAUUCAAAGAAAAGGAAUAGACUGGACCACAAAAGGUUGCAUGAUUUGGUUUACAUAAAGUAUAAUCAACAACUUGCUCGAAGAUACAAUAUUAGGGAUGAAAUAAACCCUAUUCUAUUGAAUGACAUUGAUGAAUGUAAUGAGUGGUUAGUGGGAGAAGUUGAUGAUGAUAACGAUAAUGAAGAGGAAGGUGCAAUUUCAACUCCAACUCCAACUCCAACACAACCUAAGAAGGGUAAAGAGAGGACUCAAAUUCAAGUUCAAAAUGAAUUGCAUGAUAGCUCUGAUUUUGAAUUUGAAAGAUUACUUAACUUUGACAAGAGUCUCUCAGAAGGGGAAGAGGAGGAGGGAUAUGCCCCAUUGGAUGAUGACAUUGAAGACAAUUAUGUUGGAGUUGAAGAAGAAUAUGAUGAUUAG